AUGAGCUUCCUUCGGUUUAGACGAGGAGCUUCGGAAAACAGCUACUUCAAGCAAGAAAGCGAGUUGAAGGCCAGCAAAUUAAGAGAUUCUGCUCAGUUGCGCAAUGGAGAUAAAUGUAUCGGGAGUUCCGAUGGCAAUGCCGCAUCAGCAUCCCCUCCUGCAUCUACCAAUUUCGAAAACUCCGUGGAUGUGCUCCCGGAGAUUCUCAGCCAUCGAUUGCCUCUCGCGAGCCGAUCAGAGCCGUUGAUGGACGUCAGGCACUCGCCAGGUGGAUCUGGAGAUGCAGCGAAUAAUGACAGAGGUGGAAACGAUGAUAAAUUUGCACACGUCAGCAGAUCAGCGCCAGGUGGAUCUCCACACGUCAGCAGGGCGUCCCGGGGGUUGCCUGGUGCAUUGGAGGGGGCGGUGGGGCAUGUUCCCCAGACGCGGCUCGGCAGGGGCAAGUGA
Messenger RNA from Closterium sp. Yama58-4, 447 nucleotides. The record is from the annotation of a GenBank genome assembly. NCBI's taxonomy places the organism in Eukaryota, Viridiplantae, Streptophyta, Zygnematophyceae, Desmidiales, Closteriaceae.